Messenger RNA from Danio aesculapii, 1071 nucleotides. RefSeq names its product rhophilin associated tail protein 1-like (gene ropn1l). NCBI's taxonomy places the organism in Eukaryota, Metazoa, Chordata, Actinopteri, Cypriniformes, Danionidae. The record is from RefSeq and is a predicted model, not a curated record. The transcript has 6 exons. Bases 264 to 920 code for a protein of 218 amino acids.
CUGUGUUUAUCCAGCGUCACCAUCAUGAGGAAGUGGUCAAAAGGAGGUCCAUAAGCUCCGGUGAACCGACUCCUGACCUGUGCCGAGAGCAAAGUGACAUCAUAACCCAUCUGAGACAGCAGCCAGGAGAAGAGUCCGUUAAUCUCAAAGCAGAAUCCUCCACGACGCUUCAUCACGAUUUUUUCAUACAGAAGUGGCAGCUCCAGCCUGACCCGACCCCGGGUGUGAAUGUUUCUCCUUAUCUUAAAACACACCCCAAAGUGAUGCCUCUUCCUGAAACCAUGUACUGCGCUCAGCAGAUCAACAUCCCUCCAGCUCUGCCCAAUAUGUUAAAGCAGUUCACAAAAGCAGCAAUAAGGACGCAGCCUUGUGAUGUGCUGCAGUGGGCGGCUGACUAUUUUUCAGCAUUAUCAAAAGGUCAGGACCUGCCAGUUAAGAAGAGGCUGGAAUUGCCAGUGGCGACUCAAAAGACAGACACAGGACUUACACCAGGCCUUCUGAAGAUCCUUCAUCAACAGCUUGCACCUAAAGAAACAUUUACGAAAGAUGAGCUUCUUCCCAAGUGGAAAGUCCUGCACUUGCCCGUGGAACAGCUUGACACUAUCCUCGCACUUGGAAACUUCAGCGAAAACAUUAACUGGAUGCAGUUUUUUGCUUUAGCAUGCAGCGCUUUGGGUGGGAGCAUCACGAGUGCUUUGAAACAUGCAUGUGAAAUACUCACAGAGGACCCUGAGGGUGGUCCAGCGCAGAUUCCUUUCCACAUGUUUCACAGUCUGUACACAUACUUGGCCCAUCUGGAUGGAGAAAUUCCUGAAGAACAGAUCGACAGUUUCUUGCACUGUUUAGAGGAGCAAGCACAAAGCCAAGGAGAAAUGGUGCAACCUUCAAACUUUACAAGCCUCCAUAGUGUUGAGAAGUAAAAUCCAGAUGGCCUUCAAGUACUCAAAAAAUAUUGAUUCUAGUUAGUGUCCUGUUUUUGCCAUCUUUAUCUUUUAUAAUGUGGUGUGAAUGUAUUAUUUAACCCCAAAUAAAUUCUCAAAUAUCAAAUCUAGGGUGUCUGGAAAGUGAAAG